Molecule: messenger RNA, 2383 nt
Organism: Phascolarctos cinereus (koala)
Lineage: Eukaryota; Metazoa; Chordata; Mammalia; Diprotodontia; Phascolarctidae
Gene: CHRNA6
Product: cholinergic receptor nicotinic alpha 6 subunit
Biological process (GO): monoatomic ion transmembrane transport
Cellular component (GO): postsynaptic membrane
Molecular function (GO): transmembrane signaling receptor activity; acetylcholine-gated monoatomic cation-selective channel activity
Source: RefSeq, a predicted model, not a curated record
GAGAGCUUCACUCUCUGAAAUCAGAGACAACUGUGUGUGUUUUGUAAAUGUUAUUAUUUCACGGAAGGCAGUGGGGAUUUAGAGGCCUGCAUGGAGUGGGGCUGUUGAAUGAUUUGGUACAAGAAGCUGCCUGACAUUCCUUGGUCAUAUAAUUUUUACCUAGAAAGAUAAUUCAGAGGGUGUUUUGAUAAUGCUGAUGGCUACGUGGCAGAUGUGCCUGCACUCUGGUCUGUAUCUCUGGUUGUACGUAUUCAUAUCUUUCUUUAAAGGUUGCACCUCUUGUGAGUCUGAAGAACGCCUGUUUCAUAAGCUGUUUUCUCAUUACAACCAGUUCAUCAGACCUGUAGAAAAUGUGUCUGAUCCUGUCACAGUGUAUUUUGAAGUGGCAAUUACCCAGCUGGCCAAUGUGGAUGAAGUUAAUCAGAUCAUGGAAACCAAUCUGUGGCUGCGCCAUAUUUGGAAUGAUUACAAGUUGCGUUGGAAUCCAGCAGAAUAUGAUGGAAUUGAAUUGCUUCGGGUCCCUGCCGAUAAAAUUUGGAAGCCUGAUAUUGUUCUCUAUAACAAUGCUGUUGGGGAUUUUCAAGUUGAAGGCAAGACAAAAGCCCUUCUUAAAUAUGAUGGCAUGAUAAGCUGGACCCCACCAGCUAUUUUCAAGAGCUCUUGUCCUAUGGACAUCACCUUUUUCCCUUUUGAUCAUCAGAAUUGUUCCUUGAAGUUUGGCUCCUGGACAUAUGACAAAGCGAAAAUUGACCUUUUAAUCGUUGGCUCAAAAGUGGACAUGAAUGACUUUUGGGAAAAUAGUGAAUGGGAGAUAGUUGAUGCUUCCGGCUAUAAGCAUGACAUAAAAUACAAUUGUUGUGAAGAGAUCUACACAGAUAUAACCUAUUCCUUUUACAUUAGGAGACUACCAAUGUUUUACACAAUUAACUUGAUAAUCCCUUGUCUCUUCAUUUCAUUUCUGACAGUUUUAGUCUUUUACCUGCCAUCUGACUGUGGAGAAAAGGUGACACUUUGCAUUUCAGUUCUGCUCUCUCUGACUGUGUUUUUGCUUGUAAUCACAGAAACUAUCCCUUCUACCUCCCUUGUAAUUCCUCUGGUAGGUGAAUACCUGUUGUUCACAAUGAUUUUUGUGACACUGUCCAUUGUUGUGACAGUGUUUGUGUUAAAUAUUCACUAUCGUACUCCCACAACACACACUAUGCCCAAGUGGGUCAAAACAGUUUUCCUCCAGAUGUUACCCAAAAUCCUAAUGAUGAGGAGGCCUCUGGAAAAGCAAAGGGAGAAACGUUCCGAUAAAAACUCUGAAGGGUUUGUCAAGAAGCCUGCCAAGAUCAAAUUUCCUGAAUGUGAAGAUCCUAAGUCAUUUGAAGAACAGGAAUGUUGCCAUUGUAACAAGUCCAAUGAGUUAUCUACCAGCAAGGAGAAAUUAAGUUAUCAGUCUUUAAAAUGGAUGACAGAACAUUUGGAGUACACAUCUGAAGUCAAAGAUGUGAUUGAUAGUGUCCAAUUUAUAGCAGAAAACAUGAGGAACCAAAAUGAAACAAAGGAGGUGGAAGAUGACUGGAAAUAUGUGGCCAUGGUAGUAGACCGAGUGUUUCUUUGGGUAUUUAUAAUCGUCUGUGUAUUUGGAACAGCGGGGCUAUUUCUACAACCACUUACUGGGAACACAGGAAAAUCCUAACUUUAUCUGCUUCCCUUUUAUUUUGCCUUCUGAAAUGUAGAUCCUAGAUUUGGUCAAUAUUACUCCACGCAAGGAAAAGGAGGUGAGGCCAUCUCCUGAGGCCUGAAAUUACCCAUAUCAACUUCCCUUCCACAUCCUCCUUUCCCUGCCUGCAUUUGCUAGGGAAGACUAUUAGCUUGAGGGAGGGAACUGUCCUAGCUGCAAGGUCCUUUUGUGACAUAGUAAAACUCCAUGGCAGUGGUGCCAAAAGGCUGGACUCUGACCUGCUGUGGUUUGUGCUAUAUUGGAUUUUUGCAGCUUCUCAUUAUUCUGUUUCAGACACUGGAUUUGACCCGUGUUAUGUCUGAACCAUGUCACGUCAAGCUAUGCUCUAUUGCUGUCUAUCAAUGUUGUAACACCAUCUGGUGUUGAAAUCACCUGUUUGCUCUUCCUGAAUCUUAUAAGACUUGUGAAAUAUUGUCAAUUGUGUCAUUCUGUGCAUGUCCCUGCAAUAUGAUUCAAAUAACUUAAUAAUAUACAGUAAAAUUAACAGGCAAAACCCAGGCAUGGAUAGAUUUCUUCUUUGAGUUUAUUAUUCAUUCAUUCAACAGAUAUAUAUUGAACAUCUGCUCUAGGUGAAACACUUGUUAGGCUCUAAUAGGGAUAGCAAAAGAAGUAAUCAACCUACUAUAUGCUAGGCACUUUGCUAGAUGCUAGGGUUAC